UACACGGCGGGGGUCCCGGGCGGAUCUCUAGACGUGCAGCACCUCAUCAUGCAGGCGGACGCCCGGCGCAGACAGCGCAGCAACGACAACUACUUCGAGGACGUGCCGCGAUCCAAGCUGGAGCGACAGAUGGCCCAAGUCAGCAUGGCAGGCGAGUGGUGCGAGCCAAUCACGUUGCGUCCACCCAACGAGGCCACCUCGUCCACGCCGGUUCAGUACUGGCAGCAUCAUCCCGAGAAGCUCAUCUUCCAGUCCUGCGACUACGAAGCCUACUACCUGGGUUCCAUGCUGGUGAAGGAGCUGAGAGGGACGGAGUCAACACAAGAUGCUUGUGCCAAAAUGAGGAAGUCGACAGAACAGAUGAAGAAAGUGCCGACCAUCGUCCUCUCCGUGUCCUACAAAGGAGUGAAGUUCAUCGACGCCACGAAUAAGAAUAUCAUCGCAGAGCACGAGAUUCGUAACAUCUCGUGUGCAGCUCAGGAUCCAGAGGAUCUGUCCACGUUCGCCUACAUUACCAAAGACCUCAAGUCCAGUCACCACUACUGCCACGUCUUCACUGCUUUUGAUGUGAACCUGGCGUAUGAGAUCAUCCUGACGCUCGGCCAGGCCUUCGAGGUGGCCUACCAGCUGGCUCUGCAGGCCAGGAAGAGCGGCCACGGGUCGUCCACGCUGCCCGAGAGCUUCGACAGCAAGCCCAACAAACCUGUCCCCAAGCCCCGCGUCAACAUCCGCAAAUCUAUGGAGCAGCCGUCCAUGGACCAAAAGGGCCACGCCAACGUGCCGUGGAUUGUGGAGCCGGGUCAGGAGGCCAAGAGAGGAGUCAACACCAAGUACGAGACCACUAUUUUCUAACAUACACCCGCCUUGUCCACUCCUGUGUGUGUGUGCCUUUCAGAGGUUGCCCUGUACCGGGGCCCCGCCCCGGAGUCGGGCUCGAGCGAAACACGCCGCCGUGUCACCUCACCAGCUGAAAAAUAAAAAACAAAACAUCCCGCCCCGAGCCUGUCCACUGCAUGAUGACGUUUGCCGCUGCACUGUCUCUCUCUCUUUUCCUUGUCUCUUUCCUUUUGCUCUCCCCCCUUUUUGGCCCAAUCCUCCCGCCUGCAGGGCUGGUGCAUGACCUUUGAACCCAGAGUGUGGUGCACUUCUGUCUCCACCUGUAGGGAGGGAAUGGUCAGCUCCAUUUUUCCACUUCCUGUAUGCCGGUCAGUCAGCGGUCAACCAGUUGGUUGUUCUGCUUUUUGUUUUGCCUCCUCUCGAUGGGUGUAACCGUUUGGACUCGUCUCUCUCCUCCUCCUUCCUCCAUCCCUCGCUUUUAUUUACUUUUCAGCCCCUUCGACAAACCUGAAAGAGAUAAACCAGAAAACUGCUAAGAGCCAUAACAGUGUUUUAGCUGUGUUGAGCCGAGUGAGGGCGCUGACAGUGUUGAGGGAUGUUGUCUGAACACGACAACUGGAGGAAGCUUCUGGCUUUUUAAACUCUUUUUUUUAAAAUCAAAAAGGAGAGGUGAUGUAGCACAGUCUAACUUUGGCUUAAACUGGUUCAUCCAGCAGGCUACCAGAAUGUAUUUCAACUUUUUGAUUCUUUUUUUUUAAAUAUAAACAAACAUGUUGAUUCAAACAGCUUUAAACUUGACCUGUGCCACAGGAAGAUGUCGGUGAUUUUACCUUUUUUUAGCAUCUUUUUUCAGAACGUGUGUAAAUAUGUUCAGAAUCAUUUUAACCAUGCGUUUUGUUUUUCUCCCUGGCCAUUAACCUAAUUUUAAUUUGGGGAACAAAAUCUUGUCUAUAAAAGGUUUAGCAUGUGGCUUGUAGGACGCAUGGUGGCCAUUUUGGAUUUGCUGAGCAGGGGGGCCGGUGGAGAGGCGGGGUGUGAGGGCUCUCUCGAUAAGUGAUGUCAUCUCAUUUGCAGGGCAAUGCCGGAAGCUCAUGUCUAUUACUGUGGAAUACAAAGAAUGUAGCCAGCCCUAAACACGGACCUUGUCACACUUACAAUGCAAAAAGGACUACAAAGGACUACAAACAUGGACGCCACCCCAGUGUUUAAGGUUGACUACAAAAUAUUUCACAUCAUUCUUUCACACAAUGCUUGACACAGUAAACUUUGGACCAAUACACACACACACACCAACUGCAUCUCCACAGACCACGGUCUGCUCUGAAUGUACACUUAUCUGAAGCAGCCUCAACUUUCUGCAACUACAGCAGGAUCUGUUUUAUGCAGCCAGCUGGGAGGCAUGACCUUUGAACUUUGGGGGUGAGGGGGGGGAUUAGAGGUCAUCUGUCGGACACAGACACUGGCCUGGCUAAAGGCACCACUGGGCAUGUGUCAAUGUUGGAAUGGGAGAUGUGUUCGAGGACGUCGGGCUGGCUUUUUUUGGUCUUUUUAUUUUAAAGUCAGAAAAAUAAUAGAGAUAUAUGCACAAGCGUGUCAAUGUGAUUGGACUAGCUGCCGCACGCUUCAACCGCAACUGGUGUGUCAUCGCAGCGGAGGAUGAAACUAUGUGAACAAAAACUGCAUCUGAUGUUUAAAAAAAGUAUUCUAUUCGUAUUGCCCGACAUUUUAAUGUUUAAUAUGAGAGUAUUAUAUUACCAUGAUGAUUAUGAUUAUUCUUGUGCAAUUCUUGUCUACUGUUGUCUUAAUGUUACAUUAUUUUUCUAUGAUAUGCUGAGAUGAAAACGUUGAGCUUUGAGAAUGAUGGCCAUCCUUUAAAAAACAAUGUACUUGUACACAGAGAGUGAAUGUUGCAGGUGGCUCGCUAGCUCUGGUCAGGUCAACCCUCCAUCAUUUCUCAUGGGGCUCUACUCUUAUCUAGCAGAUGUACUAUUUUAAACGCAGUAUUACUGUAUCAUUUGGAUGAGACAUUGUCCAAUUAUAAAAUGUACAUAGAUAUUUUGCCAACUCAUUGUUCAUACGUGUAAUGUAAAAGAGAAAAGAAUAAAGGACUUGCAGUACACGGCACUGGAAACAAGGUACCAGAAUAAAGGUUGGAAGUUUAAAAAAAGAACGUGUUGGACUGUAGAGAUUGUAUUUUGAGUGAAAACUGAAAUGGGUAAUCUGGUGACAUCACUGCUGACCAACUAAUGUAAAUAGGCUUGGGCUUCCAGCACACUGAUUUUUGUAAUUUGGGCCAUUAUUUAUAUCCUUGUAAAGCACAUGAAAUAAAAUACAACUUGUACAACCAUAA
Messenger RNA from Pleuronectes platessa (European plaice), 3187 nucleotides. RefSeq names its product ankyrin repeat and sterile alpha motif domain-containing protein 1B. Gene Ontology annotation, cellular component: cytosol. NCBI's taxonomy places the organism in Eukaryota, Metazoa, Chordata, Actinopteri, Pleuronectiformes, Pleuronectidae. The transcript has 7 exons. The record is from RefSeq and is a predicted model, not a curated record. Bases 49 to 852 code for a protein of 267 amino acids.